UAUUGGCCAUAAUAUUAUUUUAUUAAAAAAUAAAAACCCAUACUAUUAUAUUGAAUCGAAACACAUUUUUGUUUGGAAACUGUUGUAAACAAACUAAAUCGAAUUUAAUACCAUUCAACGCGUUUUCUUUUGUUGACUUUAGAUUUUACAUUCAAGAUUAUCAUUUGCACUGUUUUCACAUCUAAUCGUCUCAUUCGACGACUUCUUUGAAAAUUAAACAAAAUUAUUAAACUCGUUUACAUAAUCCAGUCAACACUCGACUCGUACAAGCAUGUCAGGUAAAAACAUUCAAGAUGAAAACAUGAAUUUUCUUAGAAAUGGAAUACAAAACAUUGACAUAAAUUCAACAAAUAUUAAUAAUCGUGAUGACAUUGAAACCAUUAAAAGACAGAUGCAAAGUAUGCAUAUAGAAAACCAUCUCAAACAAGAGUUCAAAUGUUUGGAGACGACUUCUUUGGCGGCGUCUACACAAUUUGCGGAACCAAAUGUUAAGAACAGUUGUCUGUUGGCAAGUAGUGCUGAAGGACUUCAUAAUACAGACGAAAACCCAUACAGUUUAAUAAAAUCAUUCAAGAUUACUAUAAAAAAGCCGCAUCACCGUGCAAAACAUUAUUACUUUGGCUACGAUGAUAACACCGACAUUGAGAUGAAUAAAUAUAACUGCUUUGCGAAGUACAAGUGCGGGUAUUGCAAUAGUAAAUUCUUUAAGCGAUAUCAUCUAGUCAAACACAUCGAAAUGGCGCACAAUAAAAAUGGUAAGAAAUCUUGCGAUUUAUGUCGUAAACAGUUCACCGGCUACAAAGAUCUGAUCAAGCAUAAGAAACGCCAUUGGGAAAACAAAUACAAAUGCGACAUUUGUAAAAAACGUUUUGUGCAUUCAAAAGAUUUCAGGAAUCAUAAAAAAUCACACGACUUAAAUUUUCAUAGAUUUAACAAAAUUUCAAAGUCAAUUUAACUUAUAACUAUACUUUUAACUUGUACUGUCCCUCUAAAAAUUUUUUUUUAUUAGAUUGUCAUGUGUGUGUAUAUUUCUUUAUUACUUUAAUUAAGAGUAAGACUUCUAUUUAAUUUUAAAUUUACGCUUGUAAAUCGCAUUUUCAUCAAUACUUUACGACAUAAUAUUUAGGAAAACUGACAUUUUUUUAUUUGUAAGGUGUUCUAUAUACAAAUCUAAGUUUGUAUUAAUCGUUGUAAAUAUUACUAAGUCUUUAAAUUUGGGUUUCUUAUAUAAUAAUAUAAUAUAUUAUAUUGUAUUCAUUAUCGAGUGUAUUUAUCUAGCUUUUAUUAAUGUGAAUUUAAAACUAAAAUUUGAUCUCUCCUAUUUUUACCAUAAAACAAAAAACA
Adelges cooleyi (spruce gall adelgid) is the source of this 1344-nucleotide messenger RNA. Its product is annotated as zinc finger protein 271-like. The transcript is spliced from 4 exons. The coding region runs from base 272 to 955 and encodes 227 amino acids. The record is from RefSeq and is a predicted model, not a curated record. Gene Ontology annotation, molecular function: DNA-binding transcription factor activity; RNA polymerase II cis-regulatory region sequence-specific DNA binding. Gene Ontology annotation, biological process: regulation of transcription by RNA polymerase II. Lineage: Eukaryota; Metazoa; Arthropoda; Insecta; Hemiptera; Adelgidae.